AAUGCAACCCAAGCAGCGCAUUUCUAUAGUUUCUACCGGACACCUGAUGGGCAACCAACCUUCGGCGCUAUUAUCGGAGGAGGCCUCAGCGCUGCCAGCGAUGCACGGAAGCAACAAUGCGCGCGUGCUGAGCUUGCCGCCGGAGCUGAACGCCGUCGAAUCGAGCAGCUCCGAGUCUCAGCCGCCCGCUGGAGCCCGCGAACCGUCCAGUUCCAUAGAUCCUUCCGCGCCUGCUGUAGCUGCGAGCCCCGCGGCCCCGCGCCGUCGCGUAGAGGAGUUUUACGACGUGCAGACCGAAUUGCUAGGACGAGGACACUACGCGACGGUCUGUCGCGGCCGCUGCCGCCGCACGGGCCGCGCUGUCGCCAUCAAGAAGGUCAAGCGAUUCAUGACUGACCCCAAGCGUCUGCGCGCCGAGAUCACGGCGUUGCGCCGCGUGAAGCAGCACCCGAACAUCGUGGAGCUCAUCGACGUGUUCGAGACCACGCGUGAGGUGCAUCUGGUACUGGAGCUCUGUACAGGUGGUGAGCUGUUCGAGAGACUAGCUGAGAAAGGCGCCUACUCAGAGGCGGACUGUGUGCGCCACGUCCGGGACAUGGCAAGCGCUGUGCAGUAUCUCCACGAGUGUGGCAUCGUGCAUCGAGACCUGAAACCGGAGAAUAUUCUGUUGUCGACGGCAGACGAACAUGAUGCGGUGGUGAAGGUGGCAGACUUUGGACUCGCCAAGAUCUUUGCAGGCACCAAUCUGAAGACCAAAUGCGGCACGUGGGGGUAUUCUGCGCCCGAGAUGAUUUCCGGGUCAGGAUCGGCGUUUGGCUAUGAUGACAAGGUGGACUCGUGGAGUCUGGGGACGAUUCUGUACAUUUUACUUUGUGGCUAUCACCCGUUCGACCCGGAAGGCGAGCGGUCGGACAAUGAGAUGAUUGCGAGCAUCAAAGCCUGCAGCUUCGAGUUCGACGACGACGGCUGGGCUACCAUCAGUGACGACGCCAAGGAUCUCGUACGACAUUUAUUAGUACUGGACCCUGACGAUCGCUUCAGCAUGAAACAAGUGCUGGAACACCCGUGGAUCAUCGGCUCUUCCUCGGUUGCAACUCUCCAGGCCUCGGAACAUCCACUCUCGCCUACCAUUCACCAAGAACUGGCCAAGUAUCGAGAACAUACGAAGCAAAAGGUAGGUUGUGCUUGAUGUCAUUUGUUGAUACGCCAAGUUGUCUAAAGUAUCUUGAGAUUAUACGUUUUGGUCUGGGUGGCCUCGCCUCGCUAGUCGGGUUUUGGUUCAUACGACGAUCACGGCGAUAACGACGGCAAUCAGCGCAAGUAAACCUGUCCAGUGUAUAUUACUUCCCAGCAUUGAAGCCUCAAUUCCAUCGAAGCGGAGAUAUACAUAUAAUCGAACUAUUUAAUGUGCCACAGAACGAAAAAAGAGAUCAAACUGUACUAAUAAGAGCUAGUUGCGCUGGCCGAGAUGGUCUCCUGCCACCGUCUCGUCCGUGUUUUCUGCGAUGACCUUGAGCGCCA
This is a messenger RNA of Phytophthora nicotianae INRA-310, 1521 nucleotides long. RefSeq names its product CAMK/CAMK1 protein kinase, variant 2. Lineage: Eukaryota; Oomycota; Peronosporomycetes; Peronosporales; Peronosporaceae. Gene Ontology annotation, molecular function: ATP binding; protein kinase activity. The annotation marks the transcript as partial. The record is from RefSeq and is a predicted model, not a curated record. The transcript has 3 exons. Gene Ontology annotation, biological process: protein phosphorylation.